AUGGCGCUUGCUGGGCUGGUCGGGCUGGCCCUGCUCGUGCGGGGCGUGCCGGCUGCGCAGGAGGCCGAGUCCUGCGAGGCCGCGGGCGGGUGCGAAGAGGCAGGGCUCGCGCAGCUCAGGACCUUCUUUGCGACGAAGGGCGGCGACUCUGUCCAGGAGGAGGGCGGCUGCAAGUCCAACGGCGAUAUGUGCAUGUCGGACGACAAGUGCUGCUCGGGGAGUUGCGUCGGCGGCGGCUCUAUGAUCCCUGGACAGGUUCUGGGUCGCUGCGCCGACGGGGCCAGCCUCGCGCAGACGGAUCAGUCGCAGGGUUUCACGACGCAGGGCGGCGACUCUGACCAGGAGGAGGGCGGCUGCAAGUCCAACGGCGAUAUGUGCAUGUCGGACGACAAGUGCUGCUCGGGGAGUUGCGUCGGCGGCGGCUCUAUGAUCCCUGGGCAGGUUCUGGGUCGCUGCGCCGAUGGGGCCAGCCUCGCGCAGACGGAUCAGUCGUUCUGGGUCGCUGCGCCGAUGGGGCCAGCCUCGCGCAGACGGAUCAGUCGCAGGGUGACACGACGCAGGGCGGCGACUCUGACCAGGAGGAGGGCGGCUGCAAGUCCAACGGCGAUAUGUGCAUGUCGGACGACAAGUGCUGCUCGGGGAGUUGCGUCGGCGGCGGCUCCAUGA
Molecule: messenger RNA, 666 nt
Organism: Prorocentrum cordatum
Lineage: Eukaryota; Dinophyceae; Prorocentrales; Prorocentraceae
Source: the annotation of a GenBank genome assembly